This is a messenger RNA of Leucoraja erinaceus (little skate), 1477 nucleotides long. RefSeq names its product ovarian cancer G-protein coupled receptor 1-like. The transcript is spliced from 3 exons. Gene Ontology annotation, cellular component: membrane. The coding region runs from base 62 to 1477 and encodes 471 amino acids. NCBI's taxonomy places the organism in Eukaryota, Metazoa, Chordata, Chondrichthyes, Rajiformes, Rajidae. Gene Ontology annotation, biological process: G protein-coupled receptor signaling pathway. The record is from RefSeq and is a predicted model, not a curated record. Gene Ontology annotation, molecular function: G protein-coupled receptor activity.
CGCACAUUGACCGCAGUUGUCAUUCAGGUGUUGGUUCAACCUAUGUGACCUGUUGACAUUGAUGGACAACGUGACGGUCGGGAGGUCCAACUCCAGUUGCUUGGUGGACAACAGCGCGGAUGUCCUGGUGCCAGUCAUCUACGCCGCCACCUUCCUUGUCAGCUUGCCCGGCAACUGCCUGUCCAUCUACGUGGCCGCAUUGCAAGUGAAGAGAGGCAACGAGAUCGGUGUCUACUUGAUCAACCUUUGCUUCGUCGACAUCAUCAACACCCUCAUCUUGCCCUACUGGUUCUGCCAUCACUUCACUACCGCCAUCGGCAACGUGUCCGUGCACAACACGGUGGCGGUGUUGUCCUCCAGCACCAUGUACAUGAGCCCUGCCUUCCUGUGCUGCAUUGCGGCGGACCGCCACCUCGCCAUCGUCCACCCUCUCCGGUUCCACCGGCUGAGGACCCUGCGGGCAGCCGUGGCGGUGAGCGCGACGUGCUGGCUGCUCCAGCUGUCCCUCCACGCCCUCCUCCUCCACCAGCAGGGCCUCCUCUCCUCCGACUUCACCUCCAGGCCACUCUGGGUGGAUCUUCCCCUGGAGGCCACCGCGGCCGAGGUGUGCCUGAUACGUUUCGUCCUCAGCUUCUGCCUCCCCUUCUCCCUCUUCCUCUUCUGCUCCCAGAGGAUCUACAGGGCGGUGGCCAGGAGCAGCGGCGUGGAAGACGGAGAGAAGAGGAAGAUCGCCAAGUUGCUGCUCUUGCUCCUCCUGGUCUACGCCGUCAGCUUCGGGCCUUACCAGUUGACCUCCCUUGCCCGCAGCGUGGCCGAGCCGGGCAAUUGCCCCUUCGCCCAGCUCGCCAUCACCCCCUACAACGUCUUCUUCGCCUGGACUGGAGUCAACUGCGCGGCCGACCCCAUCCUCUACUGCUGGCUCUCCGACGCGGCACGACAGGACAUUGUCCACUUGACCACCGCCCUCAAACACAAACUGCCGCGGCUCUGUAGGCGGCUGGAACACCACCGUGCCGACCGGACCCCCAAACACAUCUCAGACCUCCCUCAAGUAAUAACAAGUAACAUUGAAAGAGUGGUAAGUCAAAGUUACAAGUUAAGGGAGCAAACAAAUUUGCAACCUUACAGCAUGCUGCCACUGGGAGAGUUCCUGAUAUGUUUCCUCAUCAGCUUCUGCCUCUCCUUCUCCCUCUUCCUCUUCUGCUCCCAGAGGAUCUACAGGGCGUUGGCCAGGAGCAGCGGCGUGGAAGACGGAGAGAAGAGGAAGAUCGCCAAGUUGCUGCUCUUGCUCCUCCUGGUCUAUAUAAUCAGCUUUGGGCCUUACCAUUUUGCCGCCCUUGCCCAUGGCGUGGCCGAGCCGGGCAGUUGCCCCUUCGCCCAGCUCGCUAUCACCCCCUACAACGUCUUCUUCGCCUGGACUGGAGUCAACUGUGUGGCCGACCCCAUCCUCUACUGCUGGCUCUCCGACACGGCAUGA